ACUGCAUUACAAAAAUUAAUCAUAUUUUGCAUCAUGCUCGUGCAGCUUACCAAACGACCCCAAGUAAGAUAAGAACCCUCUUUGUUUUGAGUUUGUUCUCAAUUGGGCGAGAAAUAUAUGAGAUAGAAGUAUGAACCCCAUCAGCGUGGAAGAAUUCGAGAAGAAGGUAGUGAUUUCGGAGGAGGAAAGUAAUUGUGGAGAGAACGAUUCUUUAAAAAUCGGUGCAGUGCUUCGGAGAUUUCUCGAUGUGCAGCAACGCAGAGCCCUAGCUUAUGCCAGGCUCAAAAGAGGCUUUCAAGAUUAUAUGGCUUCAGGAGUUGAGUCGGCUUACCAACAGCUAUGCAGUGACAUUACUGUUGAAUUUAGUGACUGUUCAAAGCAGGUCCUUGAGAUGGAGUCUCAGUUUCUAACUGCCCAUUGCUUCCGAGAGGAUCUGGCUCUACUUUUGAGAUCUGUUCAAAAUCAGGAAAAGAUGAAGCUGCAACUGACUGCCAAAAUACAAGUCUUGAAAAGAGCUGGCCGCCCCUCAGAGCGUCUGGUGAGUCAUGAAAAUUGUAGAUUUAGUAAGCCAUCUGGACAUGAAUGCGUGCACAUCCAGAAGAUAACUGAAGCUUCAGGAACUGAAGAAGCAGAAGCUGAUGCAGAAUAUGAUAAUGCUCUCAAGGAGGCUAUCAAAGGUGUUCAAGAUGCAGUAACGACAAUAAAUGAACAUUUGGAAGAAGUUAGGUAUGAGAUUGCCGCACUUGAAGACUAAAGAUGUAGUUGAUUGACUUUGCCUUUUAAGUUCUUAAGGGCGCGUUGCUAUGGAAAGCCCCCCCCCCCCCCCCCCACCCCCCACCCACCACCUAAAUUUCAGGGUGAUCAAGCCUCAGUUAUUAUCAUGUACAUUGUUCAUCAUAAUGUUUUCCAUUCGUAUAGGCGACAAACAUUUCUCUUGAAUGGUGGCUUAGGGAGGUGAUGUAUGUAUUACAUUGAGAACCCUAUUUGAGCUAGGUUCUAUCUCAAAUCAUUCUUCCAAA
Molecule: messenger RNA, 1019 nt
Organism: Capsicum annuum
Lineage: Eukaryota; Viridiplantae; Streptophyta; Magnoliopsida; Solanales; Solanaceae
Exons: 4
Coding region: 131-754 (207 amino acids)
Source: RefSeq, a predicted model, not a curated record